AACCCAAACUUGAAACUUCAGCAGCAACGAACCGAAGAGAAAGGUUGCAUUUGAAUCUUCCCGUCCCUCUUAGCUCCGCUCCGCUUAUAAAUUAUCUGUAGAAAGAGCUAAAAACAAACUCGAAUCUUCUUCUAGCAAUCGAAGAUGGCGGACGUGGUUCAGUAUAGGCUCGAGCGCAUGGUCGACGAGCUCGAUGACCUGGAGCGUAGAGGUCUCUUCACCCGCCCUGAAAUUGCAGAGAUUGUAAAGAAGAGAAGGAACUUCGAGUACCGACUGAAGCGUCCGAGCCCACUCAAGCAGGAUUACAUAGCGUAUAUCGAGUACGAGAAGCAGCUCGAUUCUCUCCGUCGCCUUCGCAAGAAGUCCGUGGUUCGGCAAUUGAAGCAGAAGGGCAAAAAGAGGUUGAGGAAGUCUGUCUCUGAUUUUGCCGGCGUGUCUAGGAUUCUGGAAAUUUACCGUCUCGCUGUGAUGAGAUUUAAAGGCGACAUCGAUCUCUGGUUUCGCUAUCUCGAGUUUUGCCGUGAACGAGGUCAUGGAAGGAUGAAGCAGGUUUUGGCUCAGGUAAUUAGGUUCCACCCAAAGGUUCCUGGACUAUGGAUCUAUGCUGCAGCUUGGGAGUUUGACCAUAACUUAAACGUUGCAGCUGCUCGUGCUCUCAUGCAUAGUGGUUUGAGAGCAUGCCCAAGUUCAGAAGAUCUUUGGGUUGAGUAUCUCCGCAUGGAGCUUACAUAUCUUAAUAAGUUGAAUGCUCGAAAGGUUGCUAUAGGAGAAGAAAAGGGUACCUUGGCUCGAGAUCAUGGAGAUGCUGCUGAAAAACAGUGGAGAGAUGAAAACAAGGAUUUGUUUAUGGCCUUUAAUGAAGAAAGAGAGAAUGCUGAUGGAUCAGAUGUCCAAAAAGUGGAGGUUGAAAAGAAAGAAGAUGUAUUUCGUGAGAAAGGAUCAAUUUUGCUUCAAACUAUCUACAGUAAGGCGAUUGAGGCUCUUCCAUCUAGUAUUAGUUUGCGAAAAAGAUUUUUAGAGAUAGUAGAUGCAACAGAUUUGCAACAUUCUGAAGAACUGAAGGAAGAGAUAACAAGCAGCAUGAAGAGAGAUUUCUCAAAUGAACCAGAAUAUUGGGACUGGCUUGCAAGGCUUAAAAUUAGUAACCCUGCAAAUGUAAGAGGCAUGAGCAAAGAAUCUAUGACCUGUCAGUUGAAUAAGGCUGUUGAGAUUUAUGAGGAAGCCUUGAAGGUUGUGGCUUCUGCAAAGAUGUUUUCCUUGUAUGCAAAAUAUUUAAUGGAUAUAAUAGCUCCUGAAAGAAAAGAUUCCCAAGAUUCAUGGUUUCCCAGUACUUCUGCUCAUGAGGUAGAAUUCAUAUCACAUCUGUUGAAGGCGUAUGAAAUAGCUGAAACAAUGGGACUCAUUACAGAGGAUAUUGGAUACCAAUACAUCUCUUUCUACCUGCAACUUGGGAGAUUAGAAGAAGCCAGGAAGUUGGCAGAAAAGCUUUGUGAUGGAACACUUUCUGGGGCAGUAAAAUUGUGGGUUCUAAGGGUUUCAAUAGAGAUGAGAUGGAUUACAAGGAAAUCUGCUGCUCCGAGUAAUGAUGACUUGCGCUGUAUCUUUGAACUCCUGAGAAAUGUUUUGACAAAAAAUUCCAUUUCAGAAGCUGAGAGCUUGUGGAUAAUGGCCCUCAAAUUUUUUUCAAAUCAAAAAGAUUAUUUUGACAAGCUGGUGCAGACUUCUCUCAAUUUACUGGCUAGAGCUGGUGAAAGUGGUAGCCAAUUUUCUCUUUCUUCUGCUAUUGUCAACUGGGUUCUUGAGAAGGAAGGUAUUCAACGAGCAAGGGAGAUGUAUAAACGAUUCCUUUCUUUACCUCAUCCAAGUCUUGCAAUCUAUAAGAACUGCAUCGAGUUGGAAACGAACCUCGCACUUGUUGGUGAUAAUGGUGGUCUUAUAAAUACUCGCAAGUUGUAUGAAUCUGCCCUUGCAACUUACAGCCAAGACUCGAGAUUAUGGCGAGAUUAUUACUCAAUGGAGAGUAAGGUUGGAACAUCAGAAACUGCCAAUGCUGUCUCUUGGCGAGCUCGAAAGACUCUCAAAGAUGCUGGCAGCUUGUUUGCUCAUGACUUGUAAUGAAUUUGCUAUUUUAUUUACCCCCAAUUUUGACAGUUUUGUUCAACCAAAGAAAAUUUUGGCAGUUGUUUGAUUUCUUAUUUA
Molecule: messenger RNA, 2199 nt
Organism: Telopea speciosissima
Lineage: Eukaryota; Viridiplantae; Streptophyta; Magnoliopsida; Proteales; Proteaceae
Product: U3 small nucleolar RNA-associated protein 6 homolog
Exons: 6
Coding region: 145-2115 (656 amino acids)
Biological process (GO): maturation of SSU-rRNA from tricistronic rRNA transcript (SSU-rRNA, 5.8S rRNA, LSU-rRNA)
Cellular component (GO): small-subunit processome; Pwp2p-containing subcomplex of 90S preribosome
Molecular function (GO): snoRNA binding; protein binding
Source: RefSeq, a predicted model, not a curated record